AUGCAGCAGCUUAAAGCUAUAGCUUUUGGCUUUUGUGAUUCUGGAAAAUUCACGCACUUUCACUGCAGCACUUCUUUAUUUCUGCAGCAAACAAAUUUGCAGGGUGAGGUCGGGUCCGUGUCUAAGAAAGAUUUCCAAUAUAUCCUUGGUGAGCUAGGUGAUAUUCGUGAUAAAGCAAUUGUGGAUGAGAUCUUCGCAGAAGCAGAUGUGGAUGGAGAUGGUGUACUGGAUUACGAUGAAUUUACGUUCAUGGUGCGAAAUUACAUGUUGGAUGAAGAUCUUGCUACCUGCAAAUGUCCGUGA
Messenger RNA from Gongylonema pulchrum, 303 nucleotides. Lineage: Eukaryota; Metazoa; Nematoda; Chromadorea; Rhabditida; Gongylonematidae. The record is from the annotation of a GenBank genome assembly.